GAAAAACAAUGUCUGUUUUGGAUGGAUCUUUUCUAUUCUGCUGGUGCUUUAAGAUUUCCCAACAAAUUGUUAUGCCAGACGUGCGAAUAUCGAAAUGUUAAACUGAUUAAAGUUUUUAGUAGUUAUUAUAUAAGUUCAUUCAUAAUUAUAUGUUACAAAUUUAUCGUAGAAACUAGAAACCUAGCUAGAACCUAAAAUGCCUUUGUUUGGAGGGAAAAAGGAUAAGGAUAAGGAGAAGAAAGAAAAAUCAGACAAACAAGACGAAAUAGCUGACGCUUCUAAGGAAGAACGGGUUCGAAAGAUUCAGGAAGAAAAUAAAGCUCAACAAAUGGCUAGACAAUUAGCUUUUAAUGCCCAGUUAGCACAUGGAAGCCCCACUGCCAAAAUAGGAAAUUUUUCAAACGUGAAAGAACUUUAUCAAAGAAUAUCUGAAGGGUUGAAUGUGCCCUUAGAUGAGAUUUUAUUUUGUACCUUAAACAGUCCAAAAGUGGAUAUGGAGAAACUGCUUGGUGGACAGAUCGGUUUGGAAGAUCUUAUUUUUGCGCAUUGCAAAGGAAACUGUAAAAACAUUACCAUAUCUAAAGAUGCUGCUGCAUUAGGUCUCACAAUUACUGAUAACGGAAACGGUUUGGCUUUCAUUAAACGCAUUCGAGACGGUAGCGUGGCAGCAAAGUAUGAGCAGAUGCACGUAGGUGAUCAUAUUGAUUCAAUAAACGGGAAAUUCGUUGUUGGAUCGCGCCAUUUUGAAGUUGCUAAAAUACUAAGGGAGCUGCCGGAAGGAACUGAAUUCACUUUGAAAUUAUAUGAACCAAUGAAAGGAGGUUUUGAUGGUAUUGCUCCAAGGCAAGGCAAAGGUAGCUCGUCUAAAAAUACAGAAAUAGUUGGUUCAGGUCGCGCUACUCUCAGAUUACGUUCGAAAGGUCCUGCUGUCGUGGAAGAGGCUCCGUCGUGGGAAGGGAAAGCAAUAAGUAGAAUAGAUGAUCUCUUGGAAAAGUUUCUUGGUAUCAGAGAUCCGGAGCUAGCAAACACGCUUAUUGACCUUGGUAACAAUUUAGAAAAUCCAAGCGAUUACGCUCUUGCUGUUGAUGGCCAACUUGGAGACUUCGAAUUCCCAGAUGAUUUUAUCUUUGACAUAUGGGGGGCAAUCAAUGACGCCAAAACUGGCCGAAUAAAAUAGAUUUUUUUUAAAUAUAAUAUAGGAAUUUAUACAUUUAAAUUUUUUUAAGGUAUCUUACGAACUUCCCAUAUUUCGUUUUUGGGCACAUCACUUAUGAAAAUACGGAAAGAAUCUUAUUGUAUAAGAUCAUGUGAGUAUUAUAAACAUGAGAAAAUGAUUGCAAACUUUUUUUAAUAAGAUUUUAAUUUAUGAAGCUUGAAACUCCUUUUUUCAAUGAGUAUCCCGAAGGGAGAAAAAUAAGGAAAAUAACCCAAAAUUUGAAACAAAAAUCAAUGCAGCUUCAUUAAAUCGUUCUUUUCAUAUGUAAUCAUUGGUUGGGUUGUGGGAAGAGGCUUGUGUUGACGUCAAAAUUUUUAAGACGUUCUCUGCAGUUUUCACGUUUUGUUUCUUGGUUAGUAGGGCGUUUGGUGAAAAGUAGGGCGUUUAGUUAAAAAGUAGGGCGUUUAGUUAAAAAAUAGGGCUUUUGGUUAAGGAGUAGGGCGUUUACUUGAAAAUUAAGGCGUUUGGCCUCCACGGUGUAUAUUUUUAUUGCAAUUUACUUUGUUUAGUAUUUCAAUUUAUCUCAAUUUAGGAGAGAAGAGAAAACAGAAAGGAUUUUUUUUAUGUUCACAUAUUUUUUUUUUACGAACAAUUUCCUGUGCAUUCUUUUAAAGAAUAGUUUAUUCUUUUAUGUUGUUUUUUGUUUCGAUUUAUUUUCAUGCUUUGUGUCUACCGGUGUUUCCGCUUCAUAUAUAAUGCAAUUUUUUUUUAGACUGUUCUGUUCUCAUGUGUCGCAUAUUAUAUUCUUUCAUUUCAUUUUAUUCCUCAAGUUUAUUCUUCGUUUCGGAUUGUAGGUGUUCUUUGUUGUUCAGGCGAUAUGUAUAGCGCUAAUGGCUAGAUAUUACGGUAACACAAUUUUUAACGCAAAAAAUUUUCUAUUUCUUUUGGAUUUAAGGUGUUUUUGUUAUUUACGCGCUGUGUAUUUGGCGCUAAUGGCUAGAUAGUGCGGUAACACAAAAAUUUUAACGCAAAAAGUUUUAAUUUUAAUUUUUCAUAUUUACUUUUUCUAAGAUUUUUUUUGAAGUAAGUACUAGUUUUCUUCUAUUCUUGGUUUUUAAAGCAUGCUUAACCAUACAUGAGACUUUUGGGUUUAUACAACCUCGUCCCCAGGACUUGUUCAGGCCUUUCAAAUAUAAAAAGCCUAACAAGUCCUGGAGACGAGGGUUAUAUCGCCACAUAAUACUGCAGGAUUACACAUACUUUGAGGCCACAUUCAAAGUUUAUUUAUAGGAACAUACAAUGUUAUUAUUUAAGUGGGAACACAUGCGUCUAUUAAUUUUUAUUCAUUCGUUUGUUUCUUUGUCUGUUCGUUUGUUCAUUUAUUCAUUCACUGAUAUAUUUAUUUCUGUUCAUUCAUUCAUUCAUUCAUUCAAUCAUUCAUUCUUUUCUUACGUACUUUAAUAUAUAAACAAUUUUGACCCUUAAGAUAGCAAGCACUGGGAACAAGGUUUGUUGUGCGCAGGAUAUAUAAAUAGAUUAACUUUAUAUGUACGAUUUCUGUGUAGAAGGAAGAGAAUUAUUAA
Molecule: messenger RNA, 2739 nt
Organism: Hydractinia symbiolongicarpus
Lineage: Eukaryota; Metazoa; Cnidaria; Hydrozoa; Anthoathecata; Hydractiniidae
Product: PDZ domain-containing protein GIPC2-like
Exons: 5
Coding region: 197-1177 (326 amino acids)
Molecular function (GO): protein binding
Source: RefSeq, a predicted model, not a curated record